This is a messenger RNA of Ostrea edulis (European flat oyster), 1482 nucleotides long. Its product is annotated as neuropeptide S receptor-like. The record is from RefSeq and is a predicted model, not a curated record. The transcript has a single exon. NCBI's taxonomy places the organism in Eukaryota, Metazoa, Mollusca, Bivalvia, Ostreida, Ostreidae. The coding region runs from base 1 to 1482 and encodes 493 amino acids. Gene Ontology annotation, biological process: G protein-coupled receptor signaling pathway. Gene Ontology annotation, molecular function: G protein-coupled receptor activity; peptide binding. Gene Ontology annotation, cellular component: membrane.
AUGGCAAAUGUUUCGUAUAAUACUAAGGCCACAAACACCACCAUAAAUUCCACGGAAACAAGCACACUUCUCUCCUCCUCCUCCAUAGAGUACCUGGUAUGGAUUUCUAAUGAGCGGCAGUAUGAAAUUAAUCGUCCUACUUUAAUCAUCUAUAUAAUUUCUAUAAUUCUGGGUCUAUUAGGAAAUUCGCUCGUGAUUUAUGUGUUUGGAAUCCGUUUAAAGAAGUCGGCUGUGGAUGUGUUUGUACUAUGCUUAGCGGUAUCUGACACUUUUACAUGUGUACUUUUGAUUUUCGAAACUUUAGAUUUACGAUUUCCUUUUUAUAGUGGAAACUAUCCAAUUCUUUGCAAAGUAGUUCGAUUUUUAGAGGUGUUUGCCAACUCUUGCUCCAGUAUUUUACUUGUGUGUAUAGCAUUUGAUCGCUUUUACAAAAUAUGCAAACCGUCCAAAUAUAUUCCAAUUAAAAAAGCAAGAAAAAUCGUGACCGUGAUUGUUGUGGCUACGCUAUUUCUCAGUUGGCCGAUUGCAUUAUUUCAUGGACCGGAAACCAUUGAGACAAUUUAUCCAGGAUUAUCCGGAAAAGACUGCGCAGACGAUGAUGAAUUUAAGGGCUCUAUUUAUUCCGGAAUGUACUUCUUUCUUCUUUUAAUUGUCACAUUAUGUUGCAUUGGUGCAGUUAUAGUGCUGUAUCUUGCUAUCUUUUGCGCAAUAUUGAAGUGGAAGUUCACAGUUGUCGGAGAGAAAACAAAUUCAGAAAUUUGGUCAUCCAAUACAUCCCUGUCGUUACCAGGAGAUUUCAAACACCCGGUCGAUACGGAAAGUAAGCAAAAUACUAGUACACAACAACGAAAGUUUGUAGUCUUGGGAGAAAAAUAUGAAUCAGCCAAGAAACAGGAAAUUCCACUAAAAACACCGAAUCAAAACAAAACAAACGCACAAUUUUCAUCUAUUCUGAAAAGAAGUUAUUCAACAAAUGACUCCAGCUCUUUCCAAGCCUCUUCUCGAACAUUAAAAAAGAGAGUUUCUUUUGAUUUGUCAAAUCUGGAACCAAACAACCAGUCGAUAUGUCGUUCUUCUAAACCCGCUGAUUCUAUCGAUGUUGUUUCUAAGACAGUAGUGCUAACCGCAGAAGAGGAGGAACUGGUCGACAAAGUGUUACGAAGACAGAGAAAUACAGGGACACGGAAUCCAAGAAACAGUGUACAAAACAGCAAGACUAAUGUUCGAAUGACGUCUACAACGAUAAUGUUCGCUUUGAUAGCCGUGCUGUACGUGCUGAGUUACAUACCCACCUUGACAAUAGAAAGCAUUAACGCAGUACAGCCACUGAAUACGAAGGCGAUGUCAGUCACAACUCAACAACUCAUCGUCAUAGCCAACUCCGCCUAUUUCAUGAAUCCUGCAUUUAAUCCCAUAUUAUACGGUGUGUUUAACAAGCGUUUUCGAGACGAAAUUGUAUCAAUUCUGAAAGGAAAAUCAUAG